AUGGGUGUAGGUACUUGGAAGCAUUUUGUAAAAAAACAUUGGGAGCCUCAAUCAACUUGGAAGAGUGAUAGUGACUGGAAGGCAAGAUAUUACAAGUUGUACUCAUCUCGAGGUCUAUCUAUCCAGAAAGAGGAUCCACCACGUCGUAUAUCAUUCUUGAACAAUGAGAUAUCUCCCUACGCCUCUCUUCUUAUGAAGUUACGAGCGAGCAACGAAGGGUCCAUGACUUCGACAUUACCAACCCCACCUUACUUCAGAUCCCUAAUGUCACAACAAAGUGAAAGUAACCGAAGUCAAUCAGAAAACUCCUGUUUAGACACACUGCUUCUAAAUAUGGUGCGAUCUCAAAGCAAAGAAAUACGCGACGAAGUUCAAGACAGGACACCUGCUUUACCCAGUGAAAACCUUAUACAAGAGCCGUUUAACGAGCCAUGCAUCCACGGGUUGAGUCUGCGCAUAACUGAUCGCAGUGUAUCCCGAUCACGUUUUUCUCGAAUUUCCACACGUCGCGACAUGGAUAUACCUUCUAUACUGGCAUUUAGCGCUUCUGAUGACACACCGGCCCCUGUAGAAAUACCGGCGUUCCAAAAGCCAGCUUCACCGAAAAAAGAAGAGAGGCCAAAAUGGUCCAUCCGUCGCUCAGUAUGCCCUGUCUGUUCCCAAAAAUGGCGAGACCGCAGCGCCCUUAAAAAUAUAAGAGCUUCAGGACUUAAAAGAAAUUUAACGAACGAUCUACCAUCAGUAAUUGCUCCAGCGCGCCUGAGAGCAGCUGCAACAACAGGAUACACACCACGGCCUAUACCAGCAGCGGAAGACAAAGACAUCGGCCUUGUCUUAGGAAGUUUUAGGAGCUCCAGUAAUUCAUGGCAGUUGACGAGGGCCAGAAAGUUUCGUAUACCAAAACCUCGCCAACCACCACCAGAAGCUUUAGCUCCAAUCAGUUCAACUGCUCCAACCGCUAAAAAAGACUUAGAUUUACGCGUUGAUCGCUUUCUUGCUACGCAAUGUUAA
Molecule: messenger RNA, 1011 nt
Organism: Pieris macdunnoughi
Lineage: Eukaryota; Metazoa; Arthropoda; Insecta; Lepidoptera; Pieridae
Source: the annotation of a GenBank genome assembly